Messenger RNA from Penicillium angulare, 1599 nucleotides. RefSeq names its product fungal specific transcription factor domain-containing protein. The record is from RefSeq and is a predicted model, not a curated record. Bases 1 to 1599 code for a protein of 532 amino acids. The transcript has 2 exons. Gene Ontology annotation, cellular component: nucleus. Gene Ontology annotation, molecular function: DNA binding; zinc ion binding. Lineage: Eukaryota; Fungi; Ascomycota; Eurotiomycetes; Eurotiales; Aspergillaceae. Gene Ontology annotation, biological process: DNA-templated transcription.
AUGCACACACUGCCACCGGAGAUUCAGUUUCCGUUAGUGGCUCUCACCCAGCAAUGUUAUUCAGCCAACCCCCCAAACACGCCAGGUUCAAAUCGGUCGCCCUGUUCUUCCUACGCGGAACAGGCUUGGCGUACCUUAUCAGAAAUCUACCAAGAAGGAAGAACAGGUAUAUCAUUUCUGCAGGGCACAUUUCUCUUGGCUCAGCUCGACUUUGCAAGUGGGAAUGCUUGGAGAGGAUGCAUGUCUGUUGGCCUUGGGAUGCGUGUUAUACAAUCAUAUGGACUUAAUCACGGGCGAGGUCUUUUAUCUCUGCCAGAUUCAGAUGCGGAAGAUAGAAGGCGUAUAACCUGGGCAUUUUUCAUGCUUGAUCGCACAUACAACGCAUCACGGAAUUAUUCGCUCUGCCUCUCCGAUAAUCACUUCACACUGCCAUUUCCUCUGACCGAUUCAGAUAGUCAAACGCGCUCUCGUGAAUCGUUACAUGAAAAACCACCAGUCCAUGGUCAAAGGCUUAAUCAAGACAUUUUGGCUUGUCUCCUCCGUCUGUACUCCUUGUGGGGUAAAGCAACCGAAUGGGUUUUUGAACCUUACGCCGUCCACUCCCUACCACCAUGGCAGAGUGGUUCGGCGCUUGCAAUUCUUGAAUCCGAAUGGAUGCAGUUCGAAACUCAGUUUGAAGACACUCAUCGUUAUAAGAAUGUCGGCUUUAAGCGGCGUGCUCGUGAAGACCCUGAUUCCCGACAAUAUCUCUCGACCUGGCUAUGUGUACAGUUUUUAUUGCAUUCCAUUCAAUGUCUUCUUCACCACCCUUUCGUGACCAUGGUCAAACUUCGAAACAUGAGUGGUAACCUGUCUGCUACAUUCCUGCAGAAAUCAUUUGAGGCUUCGUUACUCCAUUCAAGGUGGAUAGCUCGUUUUAUUAAGGAAAUGUCUGAAGUCCAAUUGAAGAUUUCCGAUCCCUUCUUUGGUUACUUAGCUGCAAUCGCAGCUACUAUUCAAAUCGAGCACACUGGAAACAAGAAUCCAAAGAUUGCACUUCUACUUAAUAAUGAGUACCGUGUUCUCAUUGGCUUUAUCAAGGAAUUGUCUGCUAAGUGGAGGAAUAUGCAAGUCCUGCUUGAUAGACUUAAUGAAUUGGCCUCGCGACACCAAAAUUACGGAUCUUUGUUUUAUAACCAAGAGGGCUUCUCGGGCCAACUUUCAAACAUGGCAACGUCUUCCAACCUGCCUAGAAUGUCAACUGAGGAUGAGGAUCUCAUGUGGGAUAUUGUUGAUCUUACAAGCUUAUCCAGCUCUUCGAAUGCACCAGGUUUGGGGGGAUUAGGGACAAAAUCGCGAGAUGAUAUGCAUGGAUAUGCGCAAAGGGGCACAAACCGACCGUCUAGUUCGGAUAUUGGAUCGGGAUUACACAUCGGAGCUACUACCGCAUACGACUUGACCAGCAUCAAUCCUAUAGAGGGUGAACCGCGAUCAGCUAUCGCAGGAGAGACAUCUGAGUGGCCGUUUGGAAAUCGGGCACACCAUGCUGACAUUGGACCAGGGGUACUGGUACCUGAUAUACCGGAUUGGAUGAUUUUCGGGGAUUUGAUAAAUGAAUAA